Messenger RNA from Calliphora vicina (urban bluebottle blowfly), 6513 nucleotides. It is a transcript of the gene Gp210, whose product is annotated as nucleoporin 210. NCBI's taxonomy places the organism in Eukaryota, Metazoa, Arthropoda, Insecta, Diptera, Calliphoridae. The transcript is spliced from 25 exons. Gene Ontology annotation, cellular component: nuclear pore. The record is from RefSeq and is a predicted model, not a curated record. Bases 1 to 5694 code for a protein of 1897 amino acids.
AUGGAGAAAAUGAAAAUAGUUUUGUGUCUAGUUUUAAUAUUUUAUUGUACUUUAAAAUGUACAGAAGCAACAAAAUUAAAUUACCCAAGAGUGUUACUUCCAAUAUUUGAUAAAAUUUCAGUUAACUUCACUCUUGAAGUGAAAGAAAAAGGAUGUUUUAAAUGGACAUCGUCGCGUCAGGAUUUAAUUCUGAUCACUCCGCUUUAUGAAGAUGCUGAAAAUGAAUGCACGCAUAGAGCAACAGUCACCGUAUUGUCACGUGAACGUAGACGCAAUACUGCAAUAGUACUGGCAGAAGAUGUUGCCAGUGGGGAGUCGCUACGUUGUGAUGUCAUUUUGGAUGUCAUUGACAAAUUAAGCGUCAUUACCACAACAAGACAGCUUUUUUUGGAAGAAGCACCGGAAACAUUUGUUAUUCAUGCAGAAGAUUCUCAGGGAAAUGCUUUUACAACACUCGAAGGUGUUGAAUUCAAUUGGGAUAUUUCGUCUUUGAAUAAAGACAAUAAGGAUUGGUCGCCAGCAUUAAGAUUUUUAACAUUUACUGAGAGUUCUUACCAUGAAGUGCCCGAAGCUUUGGAAAAAUUUGAAGCUCAAGGCCUUAAAGGUUAUAUGGUGUUAUUGGAGGGUAUAAAUACUGGUACAGCAAAGGUCAAAGUUAAUCUACUUUAUCCGGAGUACAAACAUGUUCAAGCACUACAAGUCUACAUCAAUGUGUUGGCCAAUAUACUUUUAGAACCCUCCGAUGUGUAUAUCUUACCUGGGGAUACUGUUAACUUCCGCAUAUUACAAUUAAAAAUGGGCAGGUUACAAGAGAUCUCACUAAACAAUCAGUACUUUUUGGAAAUAGAUGAUGGAAAUGUUGCCAGUAUAAAAGGCACAACAGGAACAGGCCUUAAGGCUGGACGUACAAUGGUUGUUUUACGUGAUCGCAAUGUUCCAAACGAUGGAAGUUUCGCUGCUGGCAACGAACAUACAAAAUCCUCAGUACCCAGUGCAAGAAUUACUGUGGCCAAUCCCACAAAAAUCGGACUAAGUCUGUUGCCAUAUAACAAUUGGAUUACAGUUGAAGGAGAAAAACAUGAAAUUGCUGUUGAUUUGUAUACGCAUGAUGAUCACAAAAUUACUUUGGGUUCCCGUUUUUCGGUAAGCUCCGAGUUAGACGAAAUGCUCUUCUUAGUGAAUAAGCGCAGUAAAAAUGGUUCUCGUAUAAAUGGUGAAGCGAUUAGAGAAGGUACAACUCCAGUCUAUGGCUCAUUUAAAGAUUUGACAGCACAAGCUGAAUUACAAAUCUUCAGUGAAUUGACCUUGAAACCAAACAAAGUUAUUUUACCAUUCGAUCCAAAUGUCAUAAAAACACAAAAAAUACAAUUGCAAGCUCAAGGCGGCGAUGGUUCCUACAUUUGGAAAUCUCAACAGCCACGUCUUUUGCAAAUAAAUCAAAAUGGUUUGGUCACCACGGUGAUACGUGAUACGGAUGCCAAACGUAAUUUGGACACUUUUGACACCUCUACCGGUUCACUGUUAACCGCCCAUGGCCAUAUUAAAGUGGCCUUGGCUAAAAACCAAAAAAUAACCCGCCAGGCUGAUAUUUACUUUGUGCCACCAGUAAAGUUGGAGAUCCUGAAGUAUAAUUUUGAGACUGCACUUAAGGAUUAUGUGCAUCUUCAUGUGGCUAUGUAUGCGUAUGUCAACAAAACUCUGAUGCCGUUUACAAAAUGCGAAAAUCUCAUGUUUGAUUUUGAAUUUUCCAAUCAAAUCUUCCAAGUAGACUACAACAAUGUUGAUGUUGAAAUGGCUCCAGAUGCCUGUCAAGUAGUACAUUUACGCAGUACUGCGGUCGGUCUAUCACAUUUGAGAAUGUCAUACAAGUUCCAAGAUAAAGUUUUAAAGGAUGAAGUUACCCUCAGUGUUUUCGAACCGUUGACAAUUCUAAAUCCCAUUGAAAAUCAUGUUGUUUUGCCUAUUGGCGCUUCACGCAAUGUCAUCUAUUCAAAUGGUCCUCAGAAGAUUUACACGUUAGAAGCGGAAUUGACAAAGGGCACAGAGUAUGACUAUAACAUUGCACGUGUUUCGGAAAUUGAAUUUGAUACGCAAAAUAAUUUGUACGCCUUCAGUGUCUUGUGUAGAGAAAUUGGUGAAACUGUAGUGAAAUUUAAUGUGUUCAAUGCUUUACUAGCACCCAAUUUCCAACCGUAUGUGUCUACAAUUGUCACUAAGGUGUAUUGUGUGAAGCCGCGUUUCUUGAAUCUGUACACCACGGAACAAAUGCGUUCGUCGUGCCCCAUGGAAAUGAAAAAUGCCUUGCUGCAGCUUAAAGAUCGUGAUGAUAAAUUUGAAAUCGAAAUUGAAGUACAGGAUGCUAAGAAUCGUAAAUUAAUGAAUAUCACAUCACUGUUUAUAGAUUGGGAAUUUGCUGCUGGAGAUCAGCGUUACCAAAGCGGUGCCAUUUUUUAUAAUCGUCAAGCGGAGCUAGAGUUUUUGGAAGGUGUACGUUUGCCGGGCAAAGAUAUUCUUGUUACCACACUCGCCGAAGUGUCACAAAAUUUCCGUAUUAAAGGUGUGGUUACCAAAUACGACGAGAAAUUGUUGAGGAAACAAGAUAUUUAUUCUGAGGAACCACCAUUCGGCGUUAAGAAUCCUAAAACGGGAGAAGUUUUUACACCUGUAAUAGAAAAUGAAAUACGUUUCAUGACUGUCAACAGCACUUUCUUCCCCUCCGAUCACAUCAGCAUAUUUUUGGCUAAAAAUAGACGCGAGCGGAUUCCUAUGUCACAGGGCAGUGGAUUUUAUGAUUUCCAACUUUCAGAAAACGGCAUCGUUAAGGUUGAAUUUGAUAACAAAGAGAAGGAAUUGAUUGUAACACCACUGCGGAUUGGUCAUACCCGUUUAGAACUAAUUGAUCGUUGUUUAAUGAAUGAACCUGCACACUUGUCCAUUUCUGUGGUUAGUAUUGGCGCCAUUCGUGUGGAAGCCGCAGAUCGUGUGGAACGCACAAAAUCUAUUGAAGCCAUUGUUAAAUUGUACGAUUCCCAUGAUAAUUUACUGCAUAUUGAUCCCUUCAAUUUGCACAUCUAUGAGUUGUCGGAAGAAGUAUUUAAUGCAAAUAUUUUAAGCAUCCAAUUAGGCGACCAGUUCGAUUUAGAUAUUGGCGAAAUAAGAUAUGUUAUUACUGGCAACAAUUUAGGUGAAACUAAAAUUGUAUUCAAUGCGGGUAGCGGAGAUUUACUGGUGUCUAGUGAACCUAACAAUUUGCAGGUAUUUCCACCGCUACGCUUGUAUCCACGAAAUUCAACUUUAGUGGUGGGUUCAAGUGUACAAAUCUAUUAUCAUGGUGGACCCCAGCCCGAUGUCAAUAUUGUAUAUUUUGUCCACGACAAGAAAGUGAUAACUAUGGAAUCGGCUAUAGUUACUGCAAAUAAAUUGGGCGAAACUAAAAUAACUGGCAAAUGUAUAAUGAAAAAUCCAACCAAUGGCAAAGAAGUAGUGAUAUCUGAAGAUACUAUUGAAGUACAUGUUUUACCUUUGAUGAAUAUAUACAUUAAAACACCACUCAUUAGAAUACGUAGUGGCGCUGUUAUGCCAGCUUCUAUAUGGGGAGUUCCUGAUCUAUCGCCCAUGGUAUUGGGUACAUUGGCUAACAUGCACGUCGUUUGGUCUACAAAUCAACCCGAUGUUGUAAAUAUUUACAACAUUUUCGCUGAUGCUGGCAUUGAAUAUUCUGAUACUGAUUUAAUUUCUGUGCGCAUUAAGGCUUUAAAUCCAGGCAAAGCUAAAAUUCAAGCAACAGUUCAAUUGCCAGGUGGUCAAAGAAUUUCCUCAUUUGUUGAAGUUGUUGUUUUUAAAACACUGGAAUUGGAACAUCCCAAGCGUAUAUCAACCGAUAGCAUUUUAUUGGCACCACGUAGUUCCAUACAAUUGAAAGCAAAUUUGGAAGAUGUCCUAUACCGCCUAUCGAGUGACAGCAAUUCAAUUGUUAAAGUGACACCAGAUGGCAUUGUACGCACUCAAGAGACUUUGGGCAGAGAUUUAGUUAUAGCAAAAACUUUCGACCAAACUUUGGCUAUUGGCAUUGAAGUGAAAAAUGUUCAAUAUAUUUUGGCCUCACUGGAGUAUCCAACAUUAAAAAUGAAACAGACCGAAGAGAAAAUACCACGUGGAAUGAAUUUCGUAUUGAAAGUUUCAUUGCAUGACAACUUGGGCAAUGAAUUUUCUCACAAUAUUGAAGAUGUGAAUGGCUUAAAAUAUGAUUUGUCGCACAAGGAUAUUGUUGAUGUUCAAAUUGGCAAUAAUUUAACCGUGGCGAUAAAUCUGCCACGUGAAACGAGCAACAUGAUUGCUAUAAGUUUAAAAGAUGCUACUGGAGUUCAGCAUGCCGAGGAUUAUAUUAAACUGUCAGUUGGUGAAUCUAAACAUAUUUAUCCUACUAAGACGAUAUUCUCUGUUGGUGACAUUAUCUGCUUCGAUUCUCCAUUACCAUUAUCAUCGUUUUGGAUGAGUUCUGAUGAACAAAUUGUCGCUAUUGAUAGACAAACAGGAGUUGGCAGAGUACUUGGAAAUCGUUAUAAAUUGGGCGAAAAAGUGCUAGUUACCAAUGGCGAUAAGGCAAGCGGCAAUUUUAUAAAAUAUGAUGUUGAAGUUCGUGAUGCCGAUGUGAUACAAUUUGCAAAGUCAUAUGAUAUUUUUAGUGGUUCGUUGUAUCGAGGACAUUUUGUUGUACGCAAUCAUUUGCAAGUGGAUAAAUUUACAAAUUUGGUGGCUAAAAACAUUUCAAAAUGUUCCAGUGUUUUGGAAAAUAUACCCGUUAAGUUGUUCACUUGUGUGCUGAAAUCGAAACAAACUUUGGGCCAACAAUUGUUGGAACACUAUAAGAUCGCACCUGUAUUUGAGGCUGAAUCGGGUCGUUACGCCUGUCAAAUUCAACUGAAGACCACAUUCAAUGAGAUCUUGAGUAUUGUGAAAACCAAUGAUAUACAUUUUGAAUUGGAGGUUUCCCUACCAACUGGUUUAACCGAUAAUCUUUCAUUAAAAUUCGUGCCUGGCGUUAAAGUGACACCAGACACUCUUUUAUCGGACGAUUUGAAAGAACAAGAUUUAACAGUAACCGGUUUAGACAAAGUUCUACAAAAAGUCGAGGUUAAACCAUCCGAUAGUUCAUUGUUAAAAGUGACAACAUAUACAAAAGCACAUGGAACACUACAAUACAAGAUAAAAUUCCUAAAGGAACUACCAUUGGAUGAACAAUUAUUUGUCCAUGUCCAUUCACCGGCAACAAUGCAGGAUAUUCAAAUUCCUGUUUUGGGCUCCACAACACUACAAAAGUGUUCCAAUCAACCGUUUAACUCUUCAUCAGCGCUGCUGGUUAAAAUUCUCUCCAAUCUGGGCUUAAUCGUUGUAGCAAUUGUCAUUUUAGCAGCUACAGUGUGGUUGUAUUUAUAUUUGAAUCCUUCAAGUGGCAGUACUCAAAUCAAUCCAGACGUAUUUUCUACGUCAAUGAAAAGCAAAGCAGGAAGCUGUUCACAAAGCAGUAGUUCAGGUUCACCGGUUGGAUCACCACUGAGAACAUCACCUCAAUCAUAUGGAAUUCGUGGUACCCCUGAGAGUGUUGGCAGUUUAUCGCCUGGAAAUGAUUCUUUAGUUUAUGGUGACACAAGUUUAGUAUCCCCUCAAAGAAGGAUACAUCGUAGAUAUUUAUGAGAUGAUAUUUUGUAAUUUAUUUAUGUUUUAUGAAAAACCAAAAAACAAAAAAAUUAAAGAAAGACACACACACACUCGUACAUACAUGCACACACACACACAAAUACCAACACUGGUUUUGUGUGAAACAAUAAAAAAAACUACUACUACACUGCCAUAAGCACACACAUACAAACUCCCAUAAAAUAUGUACACGCGAAAGCUUUGUAUAAAUGCAUACAUAUAUACAUUUGACUAUUAUUAUACCAGGAUGUAAUGUAUGUCUCUCUGUCUGUCUGUCUGACUGACUGUUCCUCUGUCGGUUGACUGUUCCAUACAGUCUUUUCUUCCUUUCUGAACUUGUUCAUUUUAUUUGUUUAUAUUUCGUAUCUGUGUGUAAAAUAUUAAAGGACGAAAACACUCAUUCAUUCAUGCACAAACUACAGACUUACUUACGCAUCCAAAUACAAACAUACAUACAUCCAUACAUACACAUAGGAUUUAUAUUUAAAUUUAAGAAGCAUUUCUCUGUUUUGUAUUUUUUUUUUGUUUGUAUUUUUAUUUUGUGUUUCUUUUCCCAUAUAUUAUUAUUUUUUAGUCUUAUUAUUAUUGUUUUUUAUUUUAUUUUUACUUUUACUCUUUUCUGGCUUUCUCUUUCUAUGCUAAAUAAAUCUGUUGUACUGUUUUUGUAUCCUUUAAUUUAUGUAUUUAGUAUAUAACUUUUCAACUGUAAGUUUGUUUUCAUUCAUUUACACAUUUAAGGAUUAAGCGUAUAAUAUUAAUUGGCUUUUUGUUUUGGUUCAAUAAAUUGAAUUCAUAUUCCUUUUUUUUACAAAAUUA